AUGAGUAGAGCAAUCGCAAGCUACGUUGGUCACAACGAGACGCUACCCUGCAUUCUUAUCGCAGACCUAGAGGCGCAAAACAUAACGGUCAGCGCCGAAGACAUCACGUGGCAGCUACCCGACGGCAGGACUUUGAAUGAGAACACCACGGAACUCGAUAACAAGAAAAUAGUCGACAGCGGGGACCUUCUUAUAACGGAAAUCAAGAAGGAGGACUUUGCUUGGUACCUCUGUAUAGUGAUUAAUGACACUGAGACACUCUACUCUAAGGCGCUACUCAAGAAGGUUCUCACCAGCGAUGAGUUGCACGACCAGCAAAUGACUCAGGUGACGAUAGGCAGCAUAGCGGCAGCUGUCGUCAUCGCCAUCUUCGGCUCGCUCUGCAUCAUCUAUGUCGUCUACCCUACCGAGACGUCGCCUCACACCGACGAAGCCGAUAGGAAGCGUAGUGGCUAUGCGAAGAAUCGCGUGGCUGACGUGGACAACACGAAAGGUGAGGUGAACCUAGCCUACGACGACACAGAGGUGGUGACCAAGUUCUAACCUCCAAUCGAAGCUAUCUAGAUGCGCCACAGGACGGCAGCAAGGUCUACUGUUAUGUGAACUGAUCGGUAUCCCUGUUCAGUGAUUAAAGUGAGCUAAGUGGGAGAAACCGUCAUCCACAUCAGAAAGGAUUUAAUGUCUUCGGUUUGCAUUGCGAUGGAGGCGAAACAGUCGCGGUGUGCUGGAACAAUUUUACAUUUCUAACACCAGGUGGCAGCAGGCUGUCUGUCGAAGAGUGCCAUAUUUUUGUGUGUGCGUGAUUCAAUCGUUAUCUUUCAGAAAAGAUAGAAAGCCAAUGAUUAAAUUACAAUUGAUACGACAAUGUAGCAAUUAAUAAUGUACACGUAAAAAUACAU
Molecule: messenger RNA, 899 nt
Organism: Priapulus caudatus
Lineage: Eukaryota; Metazoa; Priapulida; Priapulimorpha; Priapulimorphida; Priapulidae
Exons: 4
Coding region: 1-543 (180 amino acids)
Source: RefSeq, a predicted model, not a curated record